AAUAAUUGAAAUAGACAACCAUAAACUCCCUCCUACAGUACAAUCAGGAAGUCACGUGAAGCAAUGGCAUCGCUUAUGUUCCGCCACAGGUAACCCCACGUGACUGUCAAAAGCUGGGCGUGUUCUUUAGCCGAGCGCUAAUGUUACCAUAGCAACGGACGCUACCACCAGUGAAUGUCAGUUCUUCAGCGCAAUGAUGCCUCUUUGGAUAUGUCGGCUGUUUGGUUUAUUUCUAUUCCCGGCACUAGCGUUUUCACAGGGCACUUCCAUAGCAUUUAGCCAGCCAGCUAACUGUGCAGCCGAUCAGUUUUAUAACACUGCCUCCCUGUCAUGUGUCUCGUGUGGAUCAUCCGUCGGAGUAAUGGCCAGUCCUGACCGUCUCCGAUGCACCUGUGCUAAAGAUAAUGCGAUCAGUGAUCUUGGAUCCCCUCUGGUGAACUGCACGCAGUGUGCCAUUGACCAGGUGGUAUCUUUUAACCAGAGAGAAUGCCUUUCAUGUACAGGCAGCACCUGCACAUGUGGAGCCCAACAGAUCAGAGCGGAAAACCUUUCCAGCAACACAUACUCAUGUGCAGAUUGUGGGGCAUUAUCAGUACCUAAUGACAUUGGAAACCAGUGCAUUCUAUGUCAGCAAACCUUCAUAAGCAGUAACUGUGUCUGCCCUGAAAGUAACCAGUCUGGAGGCCUCUGUUUCCCACAAGCAGCAACGGUAUAUUCUAUGGCAUCAGCUUGGGAAACCUUAUACUUAGAAUCUAGUUAUCAGGCAUGUAGGAUUUAUAGCAACAUCACUGCUUGCCAGCUUCUCACCAACUUGGUCAUCCUAAAUGUGACAUCCCUGGCGAGCACACCACUGAAUUUAUACAGUCUCAUAUACCUCUCACAAAAUAAAUUCCUCCCACCGUUAUUCUAUAGCACUAGUUCAGCUCAGCUGUGGAACACAGCACCAUCACCAGCUCAGUUGUCCUUUACAAGAAAUGUGCAGAUGCAGUUCAAGCUUCUGAAAUAUGAUAUCAGAGGAAACUUUUUGGGCUGGCAAGAUCUGAGAGGAGGAACUUUGCAGAUGUGCCCAAAUACUCAGGCUGUUUGGGAUGCUGCGUUUAGAUUUGGGACAUUCUACCGUCUGUCCUGCACCCUACAGGUAGCUGACUUACUGCAGAAUGUACCAGAACCUGUUUUUUAUGAGCUUUUCGUUUCUUACACCAGUAAUGGUGUCAGUAUGGUGUGGCCAGUCCCAGUGUGGAAUGCUGGCUUUCAAGGCAGUACAAAUCCAAUUUCCAGCAGCAGUACCAAUGCUUUAAGACGAUUCUUUCUGGUUGAUGGCAUUUCAGGAAGAACAGGAAACAUUUCCAACCCGCCCGCAUACGUUACUGUAGCAACAAGUCUCAAUCUAAGUGUAUAUGUGACUACUGGAAACACAUGGGAUCAGUCUCCCUUCCAGCUGACUGUCCAAUAUCAGAAGAUACCAGGCAUAAGUGGGACAGCUCAGGUCUCAUUUGCGGUUACCUACAGUCAGAGCCAGGGUACCUAUAAGAGAGACACUGAUAUUGCAUUGGGAGUCCUUGGGUCCCUGGCUAGCCUAUAUGCCAUCCUCGAGACCAGCAGUUGGCUGCGAAGAUCAGGGCAACAGUAUAUUGGUAUUCUGGUACUCAUAAAGUUUCUGGCUUUCUUGUCUGGAGCACUGGCAAAUACAUUCUUCCUUAUCACCCUGGGAACUGCAAUAUAUUGGCUUAUAGCAUUUAAGGGGCAAACUUCAGUAGUACAUGUCACCUUGCCUCCUGCUGGUGGGCAGAUAGAGAGUGAUUUUAUCAUAUACUUAUCAGUUGCUUUUGCUCUGAAGACUGUAGAGCUACUUCAUCUUCUGGUCUCCCAGCUGACUGUCUCCAUGUUCUUAGUUGACUGGGAAAAGCCAAAGGAGAAGAUAACAUCCAAUUCCCAAGGGAAAUCUAAUGUAAGCAUCUGGAGGACUAUUCUUGUGGCUAAUGAGUGGAAUGAGAUGCAGACCUACAGGAAAAUUAGCCCCAUAUUCCAGCUUUUCUCAGUGUUGCUGCUUCUAGAGGUGGUGGGGCUUAAGAACAUCACUGCCAAAGAUUUAAAUCUUGACCUGAACCCUCCAAGUGGCACCUACCUGGCAUCCUGGAGCAUCAUUCUGAGAUUUGGCAUAGCUGCAUCCAUGUGGUUGGCAGUGGGCAUUGUUCAGAUUCUGUUUUGUGUUGUCAUCUAUGAACGAUUUUUUGAAGACAAAAUGCGCCAAUUUACCGAUCUGUGUUCACUGAGCAAUGUGUCGAUUUUCAUAUUGACUCAUAGGUGCUAUGGGUACUAUAUCCAUGGUCGCUCUGUACAUGGACAGGCUGAUGUAAGCAUGGAGACCAUGCUGUCAAACCUGAAAAAAGAAGAGGAGAACUUGUGUCCUUUGAGAGGUCUGGAGCCCAGUUCUGAUAUCCAGACCUUUGAGGUUCUGUUGAGUGAUCGAGUGCGGGAUCAGUAUGAAAAGAUUAUGGAGCCACUUCUUGAGACACCCAGGGGGCAGAGAGGAUCCACUGAAAGCAACCCUUUAAUGCAGCAAAGGAUAAAGACUUAUUACACUAUUAACCGCUUCCUUUCCUCUUUCCUGGAUCAUGUUUACAAAGAGAUAGACUAUGUGGUGAAGGACAAACUAUUUCUGGAACACAUCUUGGAUAUGGAGUUCCAGCAACCUAUGGAGAAGUCUAUUCUUUACAGUGAUGAUAGUGCUCGUUUCAGCCGGACUCUGUUCUAUGGCAAUGAGUUGGUAUUACUAUUAUUUGACACCCUGCUCUUCUGCAUCAUUGAUUUGGGGACACAGAAUUUUGUGCUGGCGACAAUCAUAACAUAUGUGGUUCAGAUGUUGGUGGAAAUAUUACGUUAUCAAAUUGGAAAGAAAAACGUGUCCAGGCAGACAAUGGUGGAGGAGAAUUUCCUCAUUUGAUGGAAGACAAGAGAAAAAUCAUCUGAGAGGAGCCAAUUCCCAUAGUGACGCACUAGCAGAGCUUAUGAGUGUGAGACCAGUGUCUGAUCCGACACAGAGAAAAUGAUAUUCACUUACAGUGCCUCUGACAUUAUCCUCAUUUCUAUUCUUUUGCAAGGACUUGUAUCAGAGGUGGCUUAUUAUAUAUAUAUUAUAUAUGCCCCUUGUUCUGUUACCUACAACCAAUCAGUGUCGUAUCAUGUUUCUCUCAUAUUGUUUUAUUUUUAUACACAGGGAUCUGCAGGGCAGGGGAGUAAAGUCAAUAAUCAAAAAAUUACUUCAGAAGAAAAUUGUUUUCCGCAACUGCAAAGAUUUAAGAUAAUGCCUUUAACCCUUCAAUUGCCAUUGAGUUUUAUUAAAUCUAGAUCAUGAUUUGCUCUAUGACUCAGGAUCCAGUAUUGCAUAGACUGUAACCUGGAAGAGUAGAGUCCGUGGUGCCGGUGCAUCAGCAUCAGAUCUGUGGCAAACAAUGUGUUUAAUAUGUAGUGUUGUGCUUAUUUAUAUGUAUUUUAUUGUUUUAUUAUUUAUAAGUCCCUUUUUUACACAAUCCAAUGAUUUAAAAUCAUGCAUAUAUACCUAAUAACUGUUAUAUUGCAAAUAAUCAAAAUCACCUUAAAAUAGCACAGUCUAAAUAUAUAAAGAAACAGGUGGAUAUGUGGGGUGCCCAGAAACCCCCCUUGGGCAAACUCUUUGGCUGAAUGUUUUUUUUUGUUUUCUUCACAAGUGUCAUUUUAACCUCAUAUGUAAUAAAAGGCACCACGUUUAUCCAGGAGAAGUAACCCAUAUCAACCAAUAAGAUGUUUGAUUUUAAACAGGUGACUGGUAAAUUGUACCAGUUGCUAUGGGUUAUUGUACCUGGACAAACUUAGUGCCUUUUAUUACAUAAACCCCUUAGUGCCAGAGCAAGCCUAAAACAGAUUCUAGAUGUGGCAGCUGCUGCAAUAGCCUCUGUGUAUACAAGAUUAGUAGCAUUGUUUGUGCAAACAUUUUUUUAUAUAAAAUUUUCUAUAUCAUA
Molecule: messenger RNA, 3998 nt
Organism: Xenopus laevis (African clawed frog)
Lineage: Eukaryota; Metazoa; Chordata; Amphibia; Anura; Pipidae
Product: meckelin
Exons: 28
Coding region: 194-2944 (916 amino acids)
Source: RefSeq, a predicted model, not a curated record